Symbiodinium pilosum is the source of this 2289-nucleotide messenger RNA. The record is from the annotation of a GenBank genome assembly. Lineage: Eukaryota; Dinophyceae; Suessiales; Symbiodiniaceae.
AUGCCUUCCACUCGUCAGCGCAAUACUGUCCUGGCCACAGCGGCAACCGUGUCGGCCGGCGCGCUGACAUUUGUGGCGCCUCCCAGCACCCCCAGCGCGGCGCGCAUCGAACCAGGCGUUGCCACCGGCUAUGCGGCCGCUUCCCAGCCCCAGAGCUCUGCGGGCGCGGUGGGUGCGGCGAUGCUGGCGGCGGGAUGCGCUGCGCGCGUGACGACCAAGGGCAAGGGCCAGAGGAAGGCCGUGAAGGUGGCAGCAGUGAGCACUGACACUGAGGUAGAGACUGACUGCAUCAACUCCAUCCGCUUCCUGGCCGUGGAUGCCGUGAACAAGGCCAACUCCGGCCACCCGGGUGCCCCGAUGGGUCAGGCCCCAAUCGGCUACUUGCUCUUCGCGGAAGAAAUGGCUUACAACCCCACGGACCCCACCUGGGUCAACAGGGACCGCUUCGUGCUGUCCUCCGGCCACGGAUGCAUGCUGCAGUAUUCCUUGCUGCACUUGGCGGGAUACGACAGCGUAGCCAUGGACGAUCUCAAGCAGUUCAGGCAGUGGGGCUCCAAGACACCAGGCCACCCGGAGAACUUCGAGACAGCUGGCAUCGAGGUCACCACUGGUCCCCUGGGCAUGGGUAUCUCGAAUGCCGUGGGCCUUGCUGCGGCGGAGGCGCACAUGGCGGCCGCCUACAACAAGCCAGACUUCACGCUCAUCGACCACUACACUUACACCAUUGCCGGAGAUGGCUGCAUGCAGGAGGGUAUCUCCCACGAGGCCUGCGCCUAUGCCGGCCACUUGGGCCUUGGCAAGCUGAUCGCCUUCUAUGACGACAACGGCAUCACCAUCGAUGGCCACACCGACCUCUCCUUCACUGAGGAUGUUGGAAAGCGCUUCGAGGCUUACGGCUGGCAAGUGCUGGUUGUGGAGAAGGGAGAUGAGGAUGUUGGAGCAAUCCGCAAGGCCAUCGCGGAUGCCAAGGCAUGCACGGACAAGCCCACCCUGAUCAAGGUGAAGACUACCAUCGGCUUCGGAUCCCCCAACAAGGCCGAUAGCCACGAUGCCCACGGCGCUCCUCUGGGUGCGGACGAGGCGGAGGCUACUCGAAAGCAGCUUGGCUGGAGCUACGGUGAGUUUGAGGUGCCCGACCAUGUAUACGCGGCCUUCAAGAAGCAGGCGGAUGCAGGCAAGGAGAAGCAGGCCGAGUGGGACAAGCUCUUUGCCGCCUACAAGGAGAAGGAGCCGGAGCUUGCCGCGCAGUUCGAGCGCGCCGUGUUGAACAGGAAGCUGCCAGACAACUGGGAGGAGUGCCUCCCCAAGCUGACCCCUGAGGACAAGGGCAAGGCCACUCGCCUUCAUUCGCAGGACUGCCUGAACGCCAUCGCCCCAGUGCUGCCGGAGUUCAUGGGCGGCUCUGCCGAUCUGGCGCCUUCCAACAUGACCCUGAUGAAGUGCACUGGUGACUUCUUGAAGGACAGCUACUGCGAGAGGAACUUCCGCUUCGGCAUCCGCGAGUUUGGCAUGGGCGCUGUGUGCAAUGCUCUCUCUUUGGACAAGACAGGCAUCAUCCCUUACUGCGCCACCUUCACCAUCUUCACAGACUACAUGCGCUCUGCCAUCCGUAUUGCUGCCUUGUCGCAAGCCGGCACGAUCUUUGUGACUACGCACGAUUCCAUCGCAGUAGGCGAGGAUGGCCCCACCCACCAGCCUAUCGAGACCAUUCCCUCCUUGCGCUUGAUCCCGGACCUCACGGUCAUGAGGCCUGCGGAUGGCAAUGAGACGGCCGGUGCCUACAAGUAUGCCGUGGAGCGCUCCAAGUACGAGUCGAGGCCUACCAUGAUGGCGUUCUCCCGACAGGCGCUCCCAAACAUUCCCAACUCCUCCAUCGAGAACACCCUGAAGGGUGCCUACGAGGUGGUGGAGUGCGAGGACCCCGAGAUCAUCCUCAUCGGUACGGGUUCGGAGGUGCACGUGUGCAUUGAUGCAGCCAAAGACAUGGACCAGAAGGUGCGUGUGGUGUCGAUGCCCUCUGUGGAGGUCUUCCGAUCGCAGCCUGACAGCUACAAGGAGUCCCUCCUCCCCAAGGGCGUGCCCGCACUCAGCGUUGAGGCCGCGGUCACCACUGGCUGGGGGGAGUUCUCCACAGCGCAGGUGGGUAUCAACGUCUUCGGCGCCUCUGCGCCGGGCGGCACCUGCCUGGAGAAGUUCGGCUUCACCGCUGCCAACGUCAAGGAGUGCGCCGAAAGGUGCCUCAAGGGCGAGACAGGCUGCCUGUCGGACGGCUCGCAGGGAAAGCACUGA